UUUAAUACUUAUUUGAAAUCGUACUAUUUUAUAUAACUCUGAGUAUAAUCGAUUAAUUUGCAAGAUUUAAUGAAAAUUUUUAAGAUAUUCCUUUUGUAUUGAAUGCUAUUUAGUUAUUUGCAUAUAUUGAAUCUAUAACACAAAUAAAACGAGUAGUUAAUCCAUUGUUUCCUGAUGGCGCUAACCCCGUUUUUUCGUUUGCCGCUUACUGAUUUAACCGGUUGCUUGGUUAAUCAUCAGACCUACGAUAAAUGCGGAGAACUUGAAAUGAAUAUGAUGGAAUGUCUGGAAGCGUACGGUGGUGAACGUGGCAAGAAAAUGUGUAAAGAUUUAAUUGAUGAUUUUGGAGAAUGUGUUAACAUGCGUAAGCAAAUGCUACGUGUUGAGGCUAUGCGCAAAGAACGAUUUAGGCAAUACAGAGCCGGCGAACGGAAAAAGGAAGAAUUAUACGCGGAAUCGCCCAGAAUUGACGCCUAUUAAUUAUAAAUUUUCCGAAAAUGAAUUUACAUAAAUUUCAUGGAUGUGGAAAAUUUUUUAGAUGGGAUUAAUAUAGAAGAUAUAACGUAAACAUGCGAAUAUGUUGUUGUUAAACCGAAGGCUUGUAAUAUAAAAUGUAAAUAAAAGUCAUUUCAGUCUAUGAGGACGGAACUA
Glossina fuscipes is the source of this 651-nucleotide messenger RNA. RefSeq names its product NADH dehydrogenase [ubiquinone] iron-sulfur protein 5 (gene ND-15). Bases 175 to 480 code for a protein of 101 amino acids. The transcript is spliced from 3 exons. The record is from RefSeq and is a predicted model, not a curated record. Lineage: Eukaryota; Metazoa; Arthropoda; Insecta; Diptera; Glossinidae.